Messenger RNA from Stegostoma tigrinum, 3519 nucleotides. It is a transcript of the gene ccn1l1, whose product is annotated as cellular communication network factor 1, like 1. Lineage: Eukaryota; Metazoa; Chordata; Chondrichthyes; Orectolobiformes; Stegostomatidae. Bases 392 to 1522 code for a protein of 376 amino acids. Gene Ontology annotation, biological process: signal transduction. The record is from RefSeq and is a predicted model, not a curated record. The transcript has 5 exons. Gene Ontology annotation, molecular function: protein binding. Gene Ontology annotation, cellular component: extracellular region.
AUUAGCAGCUUGUCACUGGCUGAAACAGACAAGCGCAUCAGGGAGAAAACUGCACUUCGACAGAGACAGGCAGAAAGAAAGAGACACACUGGCACUGUCCCUGUGCAAAUCUCGACUGGUGCGCACUGUAGUAGAUCCGAACAGACUGGGGAGAGAAGUAACCAAAAAAUAAAUUUCCCCCGACUCCAGUAACUUUCCUUUAGCAACGAAGUGGAAUUUGACGCCGCUGAAAUUGACCUGAAAUUAAACAGACCGCUGUGUGGCACGUUUUGGGCGAUUUUGUUUUAUAUUUGACAUACAGAGUUUGUUUAUGUUUAAAAGGUUUUAGAGUGAGUUGAAAGCAGGGAAGGUUUUUUUGUUUUGUAUUGACUGUUUUAUUUUGAUAAAGGAGAUGGAAGUGUUUGUAUGCCUGACCAUCUUAUUCAGUACUGUGGCUGGGGUGGAGAUGGGCUGUAGACCAGAGUGCCACUGCCCUGAUGUCCCUCCUCGCUGCACUCCGGGAAACAGCUUGGUGAUGGAUGGCUGCAACUGCUGCAAGGUGUGUGCCCGGCAGUUUAACCAGGACUGCAGCACCAUGGAGCCCUGCGACCACAUCAAGGGGCUGGUGUGUAACUUUGGCUCCAGUGAUGCUGCCAAGCGGGGUAUCUGCCGAGCCAAAUCUGAAGGAAGACCUUGUGAGUUUGGUGGGAACAUUUACCAGAACGGAGAGAACUUCCAGCCCAACUGCAAGCACCAGUGUACCUGUAUCGAUGGCAUAGUGGGCUGUCUGCCCCUCUGUCCCCAGGAGCUCUCCCUGCCAUCCAUGGAUUGUGCCAAGCCUCGACUGGUCAAGAUACCGGGGCAGUGCUGUGAGGAAUGGGCCUGUGACACCAACCAUAUUGGUGAAGAUUCUGGCGAUAGCAAUGAGGAAGGGGACGACUCUAUGAGUUAUGAAGAGAUUGGAGACCAACUAGAUGCAGAACCACUCUCAAGCAACGAGCUCACUGAUCUGGUCAGAGGUGGCCUGAAAAUUGAACCAGCCUGGAGGAUGCAGGCUCAAGACCAUAGCGACAAAUCAAAGUGCCUAGUCCAGACAACGGCUUGGUCGCAGUGCUCCAAGACCUGCGGCAUCGGAAUCUCAACGAGAGUGACCAGUGACAACCCCCAGUGCAAACUGAUGAAAGAGACCCGGCUCUGCCAGCUCCGACCCUGCAACCUGACACUCCACGCCAACCUCAAGAAAGGCAAGAAAUGUUUGAGAAUGAAUAAGGCCAAGGAGCCUGUGUGGUUCACCUACGCCGGAUGUACUAGCGUGAGGCAGUAUAAGCCCCGCUGGUGUGGUUCCUGCACUGAUAACCGCUGCUGCACCCCUUCAGAAACCCGCACCAUCUCAGUGCGCUUCCACUGCGAGGACGGAGAGACCUUCACCAAGAGGAUGAUGUGGAUCGACAGGUGCCGAUGCCACUACAACUGCCCAUACCAGAACGCUAUCUCCUAUCCUCACUACAUGCUCCACAAUGACAUCCACAAGUUUUCUGAGUAAGCGUGGCAGGGGGCGGAACUUGUGAGAAAGCAGAGAUUCUGCGUCCUCAAGAGCAGUGGCCAUUUGCUGUGCGCAGUAGUUCACUUUUCUGACUGUUUGUGUCUACACUGGCAACCACACCAGUUCCAAUUCAAUGACCUGCUUCAGCAAUCCAAAGGCUAGACCGAUGUUCAUUCACAACAUUAGCUCUUGUGGCACAUUUGGACUUUGGAUGUAAGUGCUGGUGAUGGCUAUCUGUCUGCCUUCUGACCCUCAUUUCCAGUGGUCCACAUACAGUACAUCUCCUGUAGCUCUUGGACUCUCCUCUGCAAGGGUGUUAUUGACCCAUUAAGCCAACACAUCAUUGCCUCAAACCAACUGACCUUUUAAACCCAAAGACUACACCAUUUGAAAUGGGUCCAAGAAAAGUGAGCGCUUCUCAAUUGAUUCAAAAGAUACGAUGUAUUUGAAAAUUUGCACCUCUGAAAAUCGAGUUUAAGAAUGUGGGACAAAGAAUGCAGACAAAUUGCACCCAUCCAGCAAGUGUUAAUCUUUAAUCUUUUAGUUGAACAGGUAGUUUAUAACUAGUAUCUCUUCUAAGCUAGUUUUCAGGCUUGGUUUAGAACAGAUCAAAUUAACUAACAAGAAUCAAUUCACAUUGACAAUUCUUCCUAAUCUAAUUUAAUCAGAGUUGAUGUGGUUUUAUAUUUUAUAUUUUAUAUAUAUAUAUAUAUAUAUAUAGUUGCAAAUGAAAUUUUUAUGUUAUUUAAGGUCAUUGGACAUAGUUUCUUUCCACAACUGAAAAUGGGAUAGGGACUUAGAUAUUCGAAUGUAAUGCAGACUAAUAAGUUCCUGUGAAUUGUGGCUUGCUUCUGUUUCUGCUAUGGUACUGCCCAAAAAAAAACUUCUCAAUAACAUCUGCCAAAGUGAUUGUCUUCAAGGAGGCUGAAGAGAUCCUUCUUCAAGUGGAUCUUAGAUGGCUACCUUUUUAAGAGGCUUAUUAUAACUGUCUUUGAGGAGGCUCUCGAUGGACACCUUUUUCAAACAGUUUAAGAUGGCUGACUCACUGAAGCCUUACUUCAACCUGUAUUUUUUUUUGGAUAUUACAACUUCUUCUGAAACUGUCCAAUGCUGCCGACAAUUUCUGAUAGAUACUAAGACAUUCUGCCAUGGCAAUUCUGAAUGAGCUAACGAGAACUGUAUCAGAUGGAAUAUUAGGGUCUGACUAGUUUCCAGUAGGCAAGUAGUGCACACAUUCACUGUCAAUGAUUGGCAGAGUUAGGUCAAUGAAGUAAAGAGAGAGAGCCCCAAACCCCAACACCUUGAAUUCUAAUGCUUUAAAAGAGAUUUCUAUGAAUCUUAGUGCCUGACCAGACAUGCACACACAGUCUCAGAUAUACACACACACACACUCCCACAUGCAUAUGCAUACACACACAUUAUGACAUACACAGACACACACACCUUCUCAAAGGGCUCAGACCACCUGCACAUUUUACUCCAUUUUGCGCUGCAUUGAAAUCAUUGGAUAUGAACACAACCCAUUAGGUUAGUGCAGAAACUAAGCUGCUGGGAUGGUUAGGAGUUAUGACCACACUGAUUCAAAGCUUUCUCCUAUAGACCUGUGUUGCAGCACUUACUAUGAAAGGAGUGUGCAUUAAAAUGUGGGAUACCAGCAUGCUGCAUAUAUUUGACCUUCACACCGAAUGGAGCUGUAUCUCCCAAAGUCAACUUGAGGGACUCGUAAAAGCCCUGGUGAUCACUUGUCCAUGAAUUUUGUGGUUUUCUGUAAUUCUAAGACGUUCCCAUUGCCACACAGUCUUCCCCUAUUGCCUAUCAGUUAGAAGGAGGCUGUAAGAAGCUUCCAAUGGGGCAUGGAUACAGAAAAUGGCAGAAUCGAGAACAAACUUUAAAAUUACAGCUAGGCCAUUCAGGAGUGAAACCCAAAGGGCUUUGGAGUCCUGGAUAUAUCUCUCACUCUCUCACUCUCUCACUCUCUCACUCUCUCACUCUCUCAC